Messenger RNA from Parus major (Great Tit), 9403 nucleotides. It is a transcript of the gene GRIK2, whose product is annotated as glutamate ionotropic receptor kainate type subunit 2. Gene Ontology annotation, molecular function: kainate selective glutamate receptor activity; transmitter-gated monoatomic ion channel activity involved in regulation of postsynaptic membrane potential. Bases 429 to 3074 code for a protein of 881 amino acids. Gene Ontology annotation, biological process: monoatomic ion transport; synaptic transmission, glutamatergic; modulation of chemical synaptic transmission. Gene Ontology annotation, cellular component: presynaptic membrane; kainate selective glutamate receptor complex; plasma membrane. The record is from RefSeq and is a predicted model, not a curated record. NCBI's taxonomy places the organism in Eukaryota, Metazoa, Chordata, Aves, Passeriformes, Paridae. The transcript has 17 exons.
CCCCGCUUGCCGCCGCCGUCAGUGGUGCCCGGACGCCGGCUGCACCGCAGCCCGGGCUGUCCCCGGCGUCCUGCCACCGCCCUUCCUCCCCCGCCUCCGCCUUCCUCUCCCUCCCCGAUUCCCCUCCCGCAACUCAAGGUUUACUCGGCUGGACACUGUGUGUGUUUGGAUUUCUCAAGGAUUCUCCCCCGACUAACAUGGAUGUCCCACCAUUCCUUGCAGUUGAAGGUUGCUCCUUGGCGCAGUGAAUGAAGAACAUGCAGGGAUUGCUAAUAGGUUUGGGAAGCGUAGACUCUCUGCUCUCUCUGUGACCAUGCCGUGAUCGUGUCUGAGGGCCAUCAGUUUACGUAUCCUCAUUCUCACCCUACCGGGAAACCUGACGGCUUAGAAGGGGGAAGUAAGGCAGCGCGUGUGUGCAUAGAAACAUCAUGAAGAUUUCCCAUAUUGUAACUAAUUCAGUCAUCAGAUGCACGAUUAGACUCCUUCUCUGCUUACUGUGGAUUGGAUAUUCUCACGGAACCACACAUGUAUUAAGAUUUGGAGGCAUUUUUGAGUGUGUGGAAUCUGGUCCAAUGGGAGCAGAAGAAUUAGCCUUCAGAUUUGCUGUGAACACAAUCAACAGAAACAGAACUCUUCUGCCCAACACCACAUUGACAUAUGACACACAAAAGAUAAAUCUCUAUGACAGUUUUGAAGCAUCCAAAAAAGCCUGCGAUCAGCUGUCCCUUGGGGUGGCAGCCAUCUUCGGACCGUCCCACAGCUCCUCCGCUAACGCUGUGCAAUCCAUCUGCAACGCUUUGGGAGUUCCACACAUCCAGACCCGCUGGAAACAUCAGGUGUCAGACAACAAGGACUCCUUCUAUGUCAGCCUCUAUCCGGAUUUCUCUUCACUCAGCCGUGCCAUCCUUGACCUUGUGCAGUUCUUCAAGUGGAAAACAGUUACUGUUGUUUACGAUGACAGCACUGGUCUCAUUCGAUUACAAGAGCUCAUCAAGGCUCCAUCACGAUACAACCUAAGACUAAAAAUCCGUCAGUUACCAGCUGACACAAAAGAUGCAAAGCCAUUGCUAAAGGAGAUGAAAAGAGGCAAAGAAUUCCAUGUAAUCUUUGACUGCAGCCAUGAAAUGGCAGCAGGCAUCUUGAAGCAGGCUUUAGCUAUGGGGAUGAUGACAGAAUACUAUCACUAUAUCUUUACCACACUGGACCUGUUUGCCUUGGAUGUGGAACCCUAUCGGUACAGUGGUGUUAAUAUGACUGGAUUCAGAAUCCUAAACACAGAAAAUACCCAGGUGUCAUCUAUCAUUGAGAAGUGGUCUAUGGAGCGCUUGCAAGCACCCCCGAAGCCUGAUUCAGGUUUGCUGGAUGGAUUCAUGACGACGGAUGCAGCGCUGAUGUACGAUGCAGUCCACGUGGUGUCAGUGGCUGUCCAGCAGUUCCCACAGAUGACCGUCAGUUCGCUACAGUGCAACCGCCACAAACCAUGGCGCUUUGGGACCCGCUUUAUGAGUCUCAUUAAGGAGGCCCACUGGGAAGGCCUCACAGGCAGGAUAACUUUCAACAAAACUAAUGGCUUAAGGACAGAUUUUGAUUUGGAUGUCAUCAGCCUCAAGGAAGAAGGUCUUGAGAAGGUUGGAACUUGGGAUCCGUUGAGCGGCCUUAACAUGACUGAGAAUCAGAAAGGAAAGCCAGCAAACAUCACAGAUUCGCUGUCCAAUCGCUCUUUAAUUGUUACUACCAUCUUGGAAGAGCCAUAUGUUAUGUUCAAGAAGUCUGACAAACCCUUGUAUGGAAAUGAUCGUUUUGAAGGUUAUUGCAUAGACCUCCUCCGGGAGCUGUCUACUAUCCUUGGGUUUUCCUAUGAGAUUAGACUGGUGGAAGAUGGAAAAUAUGGAGCCCAAGAAGAUGCCAGCGGACAGUGGAAUGGAAUGGUUCGUGAACUAAUUGAUCAUAAAGCUGACCUUGCAGUUGCACCAUUGGCAAUUACCUAUGUUCGUGAGAAGGUCAUCGACUUUUCCAAGCCCUUUAUGACUCUUGGAAUAAGUAUUUUGUACCGCAAGCCCAAUGGUACAAACCCGGGCGUCUUCUCCUUCCUGAAUCCUCUCUCCCCUGAUAUCUGGAUGUAUAUUCUGCUGGCUUACUUGGGUGUCAGUUGUGUGCUCUUUGUCAUAGCCAGGUUUAGUCCCUAUGAGUGGUAUAACCCACAUCCUUGCAACCCUGAUUCAGACGUGGUGGAAAACAAUUUUACCUUGCUAAAUAGUUUCUGGUUUGGAGUUGGAGCUCUCAUGCAGCAAGGUUCUGAGCUCAUGCCUAAAGCCCUCUCCACCAGGAUAGUGGGAGGCAUUUGGUGGUUUUUCACACUUAUCAUCAUUUCCUCGUACACUGCUAACCUAGCCGCCUUUCUGACAGUGGAACGUAUGGAGUCCCCUAUUGAUUCUGCUGAUGAUUUGGCCAAGCAGACAAAGAUAGAGUAUGGGGCAGUUGAAGAUGGAGCAACCAUGACAUUUUUCAAGAAAUCCAAAAUCUCCACUUAUGACAAGAUGUGGGCCUUCAUGAGCAGCAGGAGGCAGUCAGUACUUGUCAAAAGUAAUGAAGAAGGUAUCCAACGCGUGCUUACCUCUGACUACGCAUUUUUAAUGGAGUCGACAACCAUUGAGUUUGUCACACAGAGGAACUGUAACCUUACACAGAUUGGAGGCCUGAUAGACUCCAAAGGUUACGGCGUUGGAACUCCCAUGGGUUCUCCAUAUAGAGACAAGAUCACUAUAGCAAUUCUUCAGCUGCAGGAAGAAGGCAAGCUCCACAUGAUGAAAGAGAAGUGGUGGAGAGGCAAUGGUUGCCCAGAAGAGGAAAGUAAAGAGGCCAGUGCUUUGGGAGUUCAAAAUAUUGGAGGAAUCUUCAUCGUGCUGGCGGCAGGAUUGGUGCUUUCUGUCUUUGUGGCAGUUGGGGAGUUUUUGUAUAAAUCAAAAAAAAAUGCUCAGCUGGAAAAGCCAGAUUUCAGGACAAGUGACUAUUUCUCCUCUUAUUCAAGCCUGAAAAAAGACAGCUUUUUACUCCUGGAAGUUCACUGCAGUUAAUUUUAUGGAUGAAGAAGAAAUCUGAAACUGUAAUGGGAAACAAAUUAAUCUUCUACAGAUAAUUCUGAUUUUCAAAAGACAAACCGUCUGUAGCUCAAAGUCAAAUUCUAAAAAUGUCUCUAUAGAAAUGUUCUUUAUAGGAGUUUAUACUUGCAAAGUUGUCCUGGUAACAUCUGGAAAAGGUUACAUCAACAUGAUUCUUUUUUGGUGGGUUUACUACUGAUACGAUGUCCUGUAAUUUCAAACUGACCCAGUUUUGAAAAUCCUAUUGUUAACUUGUUGUGUACUUGCAAUUUAUACAACCAGAAUACUGUAACUGUGCUAAGACUAGUAAUAUAUUGAAAAAUUUGUAGCUGAAAUUAUCUUUUUUGCAUAAUAAUUAAAUAAAUAUUUCUACAUGUAUGUGCCCAUGUCUAAACCUAAAAUAAAAUAGUAUAUUUUAUUGCUAUGGCAAAAUCUGAAUUUUAAAUAUUGAGAGAAAUUGUUGGAUUUUGCUAGGACUUGUUUUUUUUACUUUUCAGGAAAUUAUGACCUAUGACAAUUUUUAAAUUUAUGUUUAGAAAUGUAAUUUAAUAAAAUCAGUAGUAAAUCCAAAAGCUAUAUUUAUAUUGGUAUUUUUCCAGAUGAUGCUAGUGAGCUUUUUUAGCUUGAAUCAUUACUCACAAAAUUUGCUAUUUGUUUUCACUUUUGAGGCAACUUUCUGGUAUUCAAGUUUCCUGUUAUAAAUAUAUUGUUAAGAAUUUUUUCUAACAUACACUAAGGCAGUGUGAGGUUUCAAGGUCCUAUACACUGUUUGAACAUGGGUACAUUCAUUUAAUUGUUAAAGGACCCUUUAGGUCCUCUUCUUUAAAAUACUGCAGGCUAAUUCCUUCUGUAAGCAUACUAUUGGAAUGUUAUGUUUCUGAAAUGAAUUUGUAAGGAAAAAUAUUCUGGUUACUUAAGAAACCCAUGUAAAUAUCAAUAAUAUUUGUCCAUUCUUAAAAUGGAUAUGGAUCUUAUAUAAACAUUGGUGAAGUUUGGUUUAGCUUUUCUGGAUUUUUAGCAAUCACUCAAUUAGAAAAAUAGGACUGCUUUGAUAAUCAUUUUGUUAUGAGUUCAGUAUUUUACAGGGUGUAAAUACAUAUGUGAUAAUAGCAGCAUGUUGGAAGUUGUGAGAGGAAGCAAACAGAAACUUUCUAAUUAAGGAUUUGUUUCCUUAAGUCCUUUAGUUUGGAGGGUGGAGGUGGGGAGGAAUGUGUUUAUGUUUGUUUGGUUUGGAGGUUUUUUGUUUCUAUUUUUCUUUUGUAUUUGUUUUCUUCUACUUGUUUGUUUAUUAGUGUUGGAUAGAGAUAGCAAUGACUGGAGGAAUAUGACCUUUCAACCGCAUUUGUACAAGAAAUGUUUCAUCAUCAAGUAUUUAGAUACUUUGAAAGUCAGGAAUAAAUCUGCAGCAGCUGAGUUGGGUCAGGCUUCUCUCCUUUCUCUCCUCCUUGCCCCCAAUCACUUACCUUCCAUCUCCUCCCUGCUACUCACAGAUACCCUGAUAUCAGCAGACCAUUGAAAUUUCAUGGCAGUUUUAUUUAUGAAAUGAACUUAAGAGGAAAAUUAUGCUCACAUCCCUGCACAUGGCCUACCCCAGCAUCCCUUCACCCACUCUUUGCAGCACCCAAAGACUUUCAGGAAACAUCUUCUUUCAACCUCUCCAAGAGCAGCAGAUUCCCUUUGCCUAGGAGAGGGAGCAACAGCAGCCUAGGGCGAGAUGAGAAAUCCUGUAAUUUGUCUCCAGUCUCGACAAAUCCCUGCUGAGAUGAGUAAACAAUGCAAAUAAUGCUGCUUUGGAUAUCCCGUGGGGAGGGAGGCGGUACCUAUUUUUGGUAACAUUUGUGGUUUCGUCCCUUUAGAAUCAGAGUAUCAUUCUGGCAUAGCGUUUGUCAAUAUUUGGAAAGAGGGAAGAACAAAGGUCAUACAAAGAGCCAAGGAGACAAAAUGAAUCAGAUAAUUUCAGCUGCUGAGUAUAUGAAGUAUCCUGAGUUAGAAGCAGCCAUGAGUGUUUGCUUUUUAAUGUGUACAAAAUACUCAGUUGUGCUUCCAGCAGGGAGGCAACACAAAUUGAAAUUGUAUAAUAUAGAUAUGGGGUUUUAGAAUUUUUUUAUGUCACCCUGCUCUUGGAGUUUGCACAUAAGCAGAAAUAUUGUCUGGUGUGAACCUGUUUGGAGGAGUGAAAUCUUGAAAGGAAUCAAGCUCAGAAAAACAGCAGAUAAAAUGGUGUGAUUUGCUAAAAUAAAAAAUGUUGCAUCUUGUAAGAAAAGAUGGCUCAAAACAUCCAUGCCCCUGAUAUGUUUAAAAGUCUGAAGCAAAGAUAUGACACUUCUGAGAUUUUCUGUGAAACAGAUGAUUUUAUGCCACCACACACUUUCCAGACAGAGAGAAAUUCCUCUUUUAUUGACACCAUUCAAAAGAAAAGCCUGGAUGUUACUACUGUUAGACUACCAGUUACUGGCACUUACUAAAGCUAACUUGCUUGAAAAUAAGUAUCCUAAAUUGCUAACUAUUUUCCAGAAAAUCCAGAAAUUAUGAAAGUGAAAACAGCUGUAUAUGGAUUAAAUUCUGUUAUCAUUUCUAGCCAUUCAAAACUCAUUGAGCCUUCAGCAGGCUGGAACUAGGUAUGCCUGUGUAAAAAUAGCAGAUGUAAAUUUUAUUAAUUUUGAACCAUUAUUAUUAUUUCAAAUAAUGUAAAAUGACAUCCAUACUUAACUAUUUGUUAAGAGAUACACUUCCUAUAGUAAAAAGUACUAGAUUAAAUCUUAACAUGUACUGAAACAGUAAUGCCAGCAAAAUAUAUCUGGAGUUAUAAAAUCAAAUCAUAACACAAACAUCAAUUAAAUGAACCUCUCUGAAAUAGUUAUUAAUUUAUAAUUUAUUAUAAAUACAAUAAAAUCAGUAAGUACAUUCGUAUUUGUUUAUAUCUUAUAUACAUUUACAGGGAAGACAAAAGCUAUUGAACAUUCCAUGGUAAAUAAUUCACUGCUCAGCUGCACAAUUGAGUUGAGAAAGAUUAGUGUGGAUAAUUUAUCUCUCAAGGCACAGUGUCUGAGCAGUUGGCAGAACUGGGCCCAAAGCAGAGAUCAGUAGCUAGGAAUAUACAUGUGUUACAUAUAGAAUGGUUUUACUUACAACUGCAGAUUCCAUGGAAGAAGAAAUUCUGAAUGCUGAGCUGUGAGCUGUAUACAAGACUAUGUCUUCAGAGAUGGCACAAAUUUAUCUGGAUGACUUUUGUCUGAAAUUAAUACAAUAAUUCAAAACACUUUAUGCAGAAUUCUCAAAACAUGUUUUUAUAAUGUAAGGAUAGCAGGAACAAGGCUUUCUGAUCAUAACUGGCUCAAAAAUUCAUGCAGCUUUUAUGAGCUGCAGUCUCUUUAAGUUUUGGUACAAUUUGAUCUUAAGUUUAUUAGAAAUUAAAUGUGGUUUUGCUAUGAUUGCUAGUAAUUCUGAAUUUUCUACUUCACACACAUAUUUUAAUGAUGUGAUAACCUGGAGUGUAUUUUGGACUAGAUAACUCUUCUAGUCUUGCCUAGUAUAUAAUCUCACUGUUUCCUUCAGAGGAAGUGCUGAGAAUGGCAGAGCACAUAUCCUUGUCUAUGGUAGAAUGUUGAUAUUCCAGUUGGCACAGUGGGAAAGGGUAGGAGGAGAUGGUAGGUCAGAAAUUGUCCUGACAUCCCUGCAUUCCUGCAGAGCAACCACAAGAUGGUGCCUUCUAAUUUCUGAGAGGGAAGUUUAAUUGUCACUUUUUAAUAAAAUUUACGUCACAAUGCUUACCUAUUGUUUAAUUGCAGCCUUUCUGAAAAUGCUAAAGGCUUGUAUUAUUUUCCAUUGUUUAUGAUACAAACAUCUAAUUAUGUCAUCUACUUGGAAACAUGUUAUUAUCAGACCUUUUUUAUCUAGCCAAUCUUGACAAUAAAUGCUCAGUCAUUUGCAUUUUAUAAUUGCUUUUGCUGCUGAAUGACCUGCUCCCUUAUUUUAACAGGCACUCAGAGGGCAGGGAAUAAGCAAGGUUAGAAGCAGAAGCCAUUUAAAACAAUUACUAUGUCUUUCUUAUUUUCUUUUCUUUUUUUUUUUUAAUUGAUGCGCAUCAAUGCAUUAUGGGUUUAUGUCCAUUUCACACAUUUAGUUUAGUAUAGUUCACAUUAUUACUGUAAAUGCCAGGGAAAACAUUGACCUUGAAGACCAUUAAUAUUUAGCAUAAUAUAUUGAUGAUUCUCGGUCUGAGAAUUUAUUGACCUUUCCUUUGACUUUGUGUGUUCGAAAUUUUUUUAAGUUUUCUCUGAGAUUAUUUCCAUUUUCAUACCACCCUUACAGAGUGAUUAGAUACUACUGUAAGUGUUAGCUGUGACAGAUGUGAUAGAAACUAUGUGUGUACUGCUGAAAAUAUUAGGAUGAAAUUCACAGUAUUGAUGAAGGCUGUGCCAUGGAUAUACAGACCAUUGCUUGUUACUCUUGUAAAUUGUUCUUGUGCCUAUCCUGGUCAGGGUUUCUUUGGAGAGGGUGACACUGGCUGGAGAAGUUAUCUGCAAAUCUGGUUUUACUGGUGUAGUGGUCCCACACCCUUCUCAAGAGGCAAGGAGGGGCCAAGAGCUGAUGGGCUGAAACAAUUGUUGCACGGUGACCAUAUGCAUUUACACAUCAUCCUGAUUUUGCUCCUCUCAAAUCUGAUUUAACUGUUCUCAAUUUGUUUACAUGCAGUCAGUGUAAAUGCUAAUAAGAGUUUAUUUUCCAAGGUCCUUUUAUGAUCUAUUUGUACUAGGAUAAGUUUCCUUCAUUAUGUUUUAAAAUGCUUCUUUUUAGAAUUCAUGUCAGUAAAGUGCAAAUAUAUAGCUUCUCCUCUAUGGAAAGAACUUACAUGAAGAAGUUAAUAAUUACUGAAAUGUUGUGAUGCUUCUUUGUCAGCAGGAUGUGUAGAAAGUCAGUAUUUUCAUCUUUAUUUUAAUUGUUAUCAACAGUGCAAAACCAAAUUUAAAUAUUUUCUUAUGAAAAAAUGAGAAGGUUUUAGAAUUCUUAUUUUACUAUAAUAUUUUUUGGUCUGGUGUUUUGGAUAAUUUUUGCAAAUUUUACUAAAUUAGUUUUGACUAAAAUACUUUACUUUCUCAGAAAAAUGCAGUUAUGUCAGUAUUUCUGGAGUUCAAAAAUAUUCCUAAUAGUUUAAUAUCAAAAGCCUUUGAAUUUGGGACAGUAAUUUAUAGUAGUUUUGGAACAAUACCAAAGUAAAUCUCAGCCUAUUGAUUUUUUUCCAGGGAGAGACAAGUUCAAAAGAUUUUAAAGUUGAAAAGCCUGUUCCUCAGGCUACAAGAAACAAAAGAAUGUGGACAUUCUUGGUAAAUUGAAGUAAAAGCUUUGGGAUUUAUAUCCCAAGUAGCUUUUUGUGCAAUCUACAGUCAGUGAUGUAGAGUGUGUUUUUGUGUCACAUUUUUUAAUGGAGUAACCUCAGAAAUUGUAAUUUUGGCUGGGAAAAGCAGCAGCUGGGACAAGUCAUGGAAGAAAAUGUUUUUCCAACAUUAGCAUGCUGCAUUCUGCAGAUAUGCCAUUGGAAAAUUGGGAACUUCUAUCAUUCUGUAGUCCCCUGAGCACUCACUGUAUAAGUAUGUAUAAACUUGUAUGGUUAAUUUGUGUGUGUGUAAGUUUAGAGAUUACGUGAAUUUCUGGUAUUAAUUUUAAUUAAAUGCCCUCUUGGAAACCAUGUAAGUAUAUAUUACAGAAUAUUUUUUUAGGGGAGGAAUUGUUGCAAAAUCCAAAAACCCAGCAAAUCAAAACAACCCCCCACAAAACACAGAUGCAAUCCGCACCCCAAACACCUUUAACAGAAGAAAAUAAAAAAGGAAGAAAAGCAAAUUACCAACUGUGGCAUUUUAAAGUAAUUUGCAAAAAAUAAAAUACUAAAACCAAGAAUGCUAUUUUUAUUUUUGACUGCAGCUCAACCAGUAUCUGUUUGGUAAUGGACUUUUUAUUCUGAGGUGUCUUUAAUGUCGUAAUUUGUGUCUUUCAAAUAACAACUGAAAAUAGAGGAGUGUGUGUAAAGUUGACCAUUACAUAAGUACAGAAGUACACAAGUGCAGGAAGUUCAGUAUAGUUCCAUAUUCAUUCAGUCAAAGAUCAGAGUUUAAAUUAUAGGUCUGAAUUAAGGAAUAUUUUAAGUUUGACAAGAAUUUAAAGGUGGAUAAAAAAAAAAUUUGGAAACCCCUACAUGUUGUUUACAUUUUAGCAAAUGUGAUUCACUCAUCAGUAGAAAGAAGAAACACAUUAUAUGAUUAUUUUCUCCUCUGAUAAAAAUAUUUUUUCAUUCCAAUGGAAAAAAUGUC